Angiostrongylus costaricensis is the source of this 390-nucleotide messenger RNA. Lineage: Eukaryota; Metazoa; Nematoda; Chromadorea; Rhabditida; Metastrongylidae. The record is from the annotation of a GenBank genome assembly.
AUGGAGACGUUGCAGUUGUUCCUUGACCAAGGACGUGAAACACUCGCUGUUCGCUCGACCACUCGACUCAACGCCAAAAUUCGAGACUCACCUAGCAACGAUGAUGACCCAUUAGGGAAAACCACUUUUUUUGCUGCGAUCUUUGUUCGAGACGACUAUGUUCCACCAAAUUGCCUCAAUUUUCAGGGUAUCGGAUUGCGAAAUGGUAUCCUACAACGAUCUGAACAGCAGGAGGACGUGGUGAGCCGGAUUGAUCCGAAUCGAUGGCACACGAGCGGCCGUUGUCGCGUCAAGCAAAAUCUCGUGAAGUGGAGCACCUCUCGAAUGAAGAACCUCUCUCGUCGACAACAAAAAUAUGAAGAAAUAACGCUCGAUACCCUUGACCUCUAA